Molecule: messenger RNA, 1569 nt
Organism: Diorhabda carinulata
Lineage: Eukaryota; Metazoa; Arthropoda; Insecta; Coleoptera; Chrysomelidae
Exons: 3
Coding region: 318-824 (168 amino acids)
Source: RefSeq, a predicted model, not a curated record
UGGCAGUAGAGAGUUGGCGUCCACAGUAUGUCUUUUCUUACUGUACGUCGUAGCUUGAUUUACGUGUUUUCUUAGCUUUGGUUGUCGAAUUACCCCAAUAAUAUACCUAUCUAAAUUAUUAUGUUCAAACCUUAAGCUGUGUUGUAAAGCUUCUUAUUUUGGGUGCCUAUAGCAAAGUUGAGUUUCGUUGGUUGUGCAUUUGGAUUAUUUUUUUAUUUGAGAAUCUUUGAACUUGGUUAUAUUUUAUUUUUAAGAAAUGGCUGGAAAUAAGUGUGUUUAUUUCAUUUGUGGACUAAGUAAGAGAUCCUACAAUUAAAAUGUACCGAUUUCCUGUGAAUGACCCUACCAGAUGUCAAAAAUGGAUCAUACACUCGGGUAAUGCUGUUUUGGCAAACCUAAGCCCAAAAGCUCUAAGAAAUAAGCUGAUCUGCAGCAAACAUUUCAGUGAAAAUAUUAGUCAAUAUAAAAGAUUGUCUACUACUGCUGUACCAUUUCGCUACAAAAAUGAAGGUUCAGAAAGUGAAUCGGACAGGGAAAAUUUGGAUGAACAAAUAAUCCAAUUGAAUGUUUCCUCACAUCCACAAACAUAUUCAAAUAGUGAUUUUAUUGCCCCAAUGAUUCAUUCCAGAAACAUUUACAUGACAGAUAGUUCUAACAGUAACCAUGAAGAUGAAGAGUGGUUGAAAGAGUUACAGAACCUUCCAUCUUGUUCUAUGGGAAUUGGAGGUAGGAAACAGUCAUUGCAAGAAGAAAAUGAACGGUUUAGAAAGGAACUAACCAAUGCUAGGAAAAAAGUCAAUAAGAAAGCCUUUCCCUGCCAGUGAAGCUCUAGUUCUCAUGAUCAGAGGAAUCUAUAGCAACUGGAAAAUUCCUAUUGCCUACUUUGUAUCGAAUGGUGGGGUGUCAUAUGCUUCUUUAUGGUGUAUGUGAUUUAUCAACCACCAAUCAGAGACUCAUAAAGCAUUUGGGGGUUAACAAAAACCAACCUUAUUUUUUUUAUAUUGCGUUAGAAACAAUUUUUUGAACAAUAGUUCUCUCUCUAGCACUCGCUUCAUUAAAUGUUGAAAAAAAUUCAUCAUCCGAACAAACGGAUUCAUCUACCAAUUCAAUUUCCUCCGAGGUACAUUCAAAUGUUAUUGCGACGUUAGAAAAUUGUUAUUUAAUUAAAAAAUGUUUAGAUCGCUUCAAUUGCAAAGACUGUAAAGUCAGUUUAGAAGCUUCUGAUGACAUUAACAGUGGACAAGAGCUUCUUAUAUUGUAUAAGAAUAAUUAUUUAAAUAAUAAGUGUGCAUUGAAAUCUCCAGCAACAUUAUUGAAAAAUUUCACCAUGGUAGUACUUAAUAGCCUCGAUAAAAAUAUAGGGAAAAUUUCAGAUAAUAAAAUAAUAUUGAACUUGAAAAAGAAAAUUGUUGGAAAAACAGAAAAAAUUCUUCCCGAGUGGUAUGAAACAAAUGCAAUCUGUGGUUGUAGUCAUAGGCAAUACAUUUUCAAUUUACUAUUGCGAACUCAGAUUUUCAAAUAUUGUAAAACUUUUUCAAGUUCAUUAAAAACUAGACAAACUAAAAAAAA